Messenger RNA from Spinacia oleracea (spinach), 1907 nucleotides. Its product is annotated as S-adenosyl-L-methionine:benzoic acid/salicylic acid carboxyl methyltransferase 2. Gene Ontology annotation, molecular function: methyltransferase activity. Bases 707 to 1804 code for a protein of 365 amino acids. The record is from RefSeq and is a predicted model, not a curated record. The transcript is spliced from 5 exons. Lineage: Eukaryota; Viridiplantae; Streptophyta; Magnoliopsida; Caryophyllales; Amaranthaceae.
CAUCAAAACAAAAUCAAUUACAGAUCAAUCCUGAUUCCUGACAAUAGUGCACAACCCAACUUCUAUCUUCUUUUUUACAAAAUUAUAAAAACUGCACGCAACUGUUAUUGAUCACCUUGAUCCAAAUCAUUCCUCGUUUUUUCUAGCUAGGUUGAUCGAGAUUCCAGACAAUGAUAUCUUCAAUUAAUUUGUAUGGUGCUAAAUUAUUUUAGUCAUUGUACGGGUGUGUUACCAGCUAGCAGAUAGCACUCUUACCCGUAUGAGAUAAAGAACAAUAAAAGCCGCUACUGGCCUCGCGACUCCUUACCAACCCUAUCCUAUGGCCGAUAGCAGAACCAGAUCUUCUGUCGGUAAAGUCAACGGGUCGCUAUCUCCAGGAUAGGCCCCGAAUUAUCCGUACACCCGACCCGUUCCUAUAUAUAUGGAUCGCAUUUAUUGUAAAAGAUCUUACCACGGAAUCAAAGUUAUCCAACCAGCUCGGCCUCUCCAACCGUUCCUAACCCAUACUGGAACAGUCAUCAUUCAAUUAACCUAUGACAGUAUGGCAUGAAAUCAAUUCAAGAACCUUUUAUUUUGGAAUAUUCAACCCAUUUACAAGCUUAUAUAUAGCUCGAUCAUUGCAACAAAUUUUCCUACACGUUAUUAUAUACUUCCUAGUUCCUACAUUUUGUUACCCAAAAAAGCGGAAAAAAAGAGAGAGGAUAGAAUGGGGUCAGCAGCUGAAAUACAGCAAGUACUUCGCAUGAAAGAGGGGAUUGAUGAAACCAGUUACGCAAAAUCUUCAUACAUUCAGAAACAGGUGUUGUCAUUAACAAAACUGGUGAAAGAAAAGGCCAUAAGAGAACUCUAUUGCAGAGAACAUCCGGCAACCAUAUGCAUAGCAGACUUGGGUUGUUCCUCUUCAGAGUCGAACACCUUAAGCGUGGUUUCCGACCUCAUAGAAACCGUUGAAGAUGCUCGUCGAGACAUCGGAAACGGGCCGGUAGAGUAUCAAGUUUACUUGAAUGAUCUUCCAAAGAAUGAUUUCAAUACAAUUUUUCAGUCAUUAUCAAGCUUUAAGGAUAAGCUCAAGCAACAAUUAGGAGAUGAUUUUGGGCAUUGUUUUGUGAAUGGUGUACCUGGCUCCUUCUAUGGAAGGCUUUUUCCCUCAAACCACUUGCAUUUUGUGCAUUCUUCAUAUAGCCUCCAUUGGCUAUCUCAGGUACCCGAAGGAAUAGAGGAUAACCGGGGAAACAUCUACAUAGCAAGAACAAGCCCCCCUCAUGUGAUUAAAUCUUUCUAUAAGCAAUUUGAAAAGGACUUUUUAAUGUUUCUAAAGUGUCGAUCCGAAGAGGUUGUGGCAAGAGGGAUGAUGGUGCUAACAAUUUUAGGAAGCAGUAUCUAUAAUGAACCAUAUAAUAAGGAAUCCUGCCAUAUGUGGGAGCUUCUUGCUACUGUCCUAAAUGAUAUGGUUUCUGAGGAAUUGAUAGAUGAAAAGAGGCUAAAUUCAUUCAACAUCCCGCAAUACUCCGCAACGGCAGCAGAGUUGGGUGUUCUGGUGGAGAAAGAAGGAUCUUUUACUAUGAAUCACGUUCAUACAUCUGAAGUUAGCUGGGAAGUAAACGAAAAUGAUGAGAAUUCAUAUGAUCAUUAUGACUUUGUUAAAUGCAUACGAUCCGUAGCAGAGCCUUUGCUCACAUGUCAUUUUGGCAAAGCCAUAAUCAAAGAGUUGUUCCAGAGAUAUGAGGAUGUCGUUCGAGUUUCGAUGUUUGAAGAGAAGACCGUGUUCGUCAAUGUUACUAUAUCCUUGACAAGAAAUGGCUGAUUAAUUAAUUAAGCAAAAUUUCCUAUUCAUAAGGAGCAACAUUUUCAAACCUUCCCUUUGUAAAGCUUGUUUCUUUUGGUCUAAGGUUCAAAUCCUACCAUCA